CGCGAACCCCACUGGCACGCUGGAGCGCGCCAUGCGGACCACCAGGUACAUGCGCAGGUAUCACGCGGGUAUGGCGGAGGAGCUGCAGGCCAACGAGCACAGCAUCUCCUGCGUCAGCCAACGGAUGCAGAAGGAGGGCUGGAGGCUGUGCAACGUGCCGAGCGUCCGCACCGCGCGGGGGGGCUGGAGAGCGCAGCUGCUCCUGGCAACCGUGCGGCCAAACAGCAUGAGCUACGUCAUGGGGCCCGACGCGAGGGGCGACCCGCCCUGCGAGUCCAAGGGCGGCCCGGCGAAGGGCAGGAUGAAGGCUGUCGGCAAAUGCAAGGCAGGCACGGCGCGCCUCUGGGGCAGCGAGGGCACCCCGCGGAACUUCACCGCGGCCGCCGCAGGGGCGGGGAAGUACUGGAUCCAGGGCGACGACGUCGACAUGGACCCAGCUGAGCUACAGCGCACAGGGGUGAACAACAGGAUGGACGGGGUCAUCGUGUUCGACACUCCGCGCGGCUCGUGCGUCACAUUGGGGGAGGCACGGUGCCGCGACCACUUCAUCAUGGGCAACGCGUGCGAGGAGCACUCCAGGAAGUACUUCAACUACGUCGGCCAGGACGGGCAAGAGGGCAAUAGCCACUUGGUUUGCGCCCAGAACAACGCCAAGGGUAUCCUUGGGAAUGGCAUCAUCGAGUCGCUUCUCGAGCGGGACUACCUAGCAUGGCGGGCGAUGCCAAAUCAGGGGGAGGGCAACGUAGACGCCAUGGACGAGCAGGAGAACUCCGACAACCUGGACGAGUUAAGCUACACAGGCUUGCACCACGUGGACAGCGUGACCAAGCUCAUGGGGGAGACCAACCGCAUGCCCCACGCCCUCCAUUGCGAGGCUGCGCGGGCCGACGGGCACCGCCACGAGGGGACCUACUUCGGCCUGACCAAGUGCUUCGAGUGGGUUACUCAGCGGAAGGUAUGGGAGGCGUCGCAGCGACGAGGCGACAACCCAAGCAUCAUGCGGACGGACCGCAAGAUGGACAGCAUAGGGCGGCACGGCGUCCUGGACGGGGGCUACGCUGAGGGCAAGGCUGGGCAGCGGGGCUUCGAGGCGGACAGCUGGCACAUACCGUUCGGUCGCCAGACGGUCAUCAUCCUCGAGCUGGACAGGCUGGCGCACCAGGAUUGCUGGGCGAACGUGCCCCUCCACGUCGGGGACCGCGCCGCAGCCGCGCGCGGCAGGCGCGAGCACGUCGGCGAGGACCACCCGCAGCCCAUCGCCGCCGUGAGCUCCAGGAUCGUGACGGCCGUGGACAGGGCGGUCUCAAGCGGCACGGAGGCGAAGACGGUCACCCCGGCUUCCUCCGCUGCGGGGAGACACCGCAACAACAAGAAUACCAGGUACCUCAGCGCGAGAGUAGUCAAGCACGAGAAGCACCUGGGAGGCACUGCAACAGCAUGCAGACGGAGUAGAGUGGCGGCCAUCAACAAGCGGGCGCCGAAGUUUGCAGAGAAGAAGGCACGGGUGACAGCCGCGCGCAGAGCGGGAGGAGUGACAUGCGAGCUGGGCGGCUCGAGGCAGUUCGGCGACUACGCACCGCGGAGACGAGGAGGAAUCAGCCUCACCAAGCUCAAGGACAACGGUGAGUACGACAUGGACGACGGGGGCUACGGGCCCCGCCCUGGCGCGCUGAGGGCCCAGAGCAUCUUGCGGGGGAAGAUCCACGCGCGGCGGCAGGCGCCGCAGGCAGGCACCCCGCCCAUGUUCAUCUGCACCGACAGCCAGAACGUCAUCGACGGCGUGAUGGCGGGACCGUCGUGGCUCGACAAGAGGAGCCACCUGCACCUCGACCACUGGGAGUGCAUCGUCCAAACCGUCGCAGAGUGCGGAGGCUUGGGCCCGCGCACCGUGCAGGUGCAAGGGCUGAAG
Molecule: messenger RNA, 1909 nt
Organism: Prorocentrum cordatum
Lineage: Eukaryota; Dinophyceae; Prorocentrales; Prorocentraceae
Source: the annotation of a GenBank genome assembly